Messenger RNA from Conger conger (European conger), 4339 nucleotides. It is a transcript of the gene tert, whose product is annotated as telomerase reverse transcriptase. Lineage: Eukaryota; Metazoa; Chordata; Actinopteri; Anguilliformes; Congridae. Gene Ontology annotation, biological process: telomere maintenance via telomerase. The coding region runs from base 289 to 3483 and encodes 1064 amino acids. Gene Ontology annotation, cellular component: telomerase catalytic core complex. The transcript is spliced from 16 exons. The record is from RefSeq and is a predicted model, not a curated record. Gene Ontology annotation, molecular function: telomerase RNA binding; telomeric repeat DNA binding.
CUAACAAGCUAGAGCGAUCACAAGCAGGUUGUUCAGUACUAUGUUCUGAAGCUCUGCGUACACGGGUACACAGACAGAAAAUGUAACGGCUUGAUACUCUCGUGGUUUCUAGACCCUCCUCUUUGGCGAGAUCUGCGAGUUGAUUGGAAGUUUAGGCAAAAUACUUUAUGGUUGUAGUAGAUUGUUAGAGCGCGUAGGGAAACGUUGCUUAGAAGAAAGCUGUAUCUGCUUGUACUUAACGACAAUGUGCCAGUACUCGGAACAUUUCAUUGAAUUACUUUUAAGAACAUGGUAGACUGCGACCUGUCACGCGUGCUUUGUAUUCUGCGAUCAGUUUAUCCUGUUGUGCUGACCAUCGAGGAGUUUUCGCAAAGCAUAGUGUUCAAAGAUGGAAAGAAAGCUGUUUUAAUUCAGCCAUCUGACAGCAACUACAUCAAAACAUCAGCAAGAAAAGUAUUUAUUUGUACAGACAAAUUGUUGCACCAACGGGUGGCAAGCACACAACAAAUCUCAACACUGUCGGAGCUGCUGGCCUUUGUGUUGAACAGCGCUAAGAAGAAGAACAAGAGCAAUGUUCUGUGUCAUGGAUAUGCCCUGUGGGAGCACGAGUACAGGGAAGCCGACCAGUUGCGCUUCCAGGGAGAGCUCACGCAAAGCGCCGCCUUCAUCAACAGCAGCAACUUCUGGAAGAUUGUUAAUCAGAGACUGGGCACAGACGCCACGAGGUACCUGUUGGAGAGCUGCGCUGUGUUCAUGGCGGUGCCCCCCUCCUGCCUGUUUCAGGUGUGUGGGGUGCCCUUCUACAGCUGCCUCGCCAUGGAAACUCCUUCAGCAUUCCAUUUGGUCAACCAGAGAUCUAAGUUGCUGCCAACACUGCUCCCGUACAGAACAGGUCAUGUGAGUAGUCACACACAGAAGGGGAGGGCUGUCAGAGCCUGUGAUAGGAGGAGGAUGAGGAGGAGGAAGAGGGUGCUGUGGAAACGGAAAGGCAGUAAAGAGAAAGAGGAUGGGGAGAAUGAGGGCGAGGCGUCAGACAUUGGGCCAGUGCCGAAACGGGUGAGAAACCAGAGCACGGUAAACGGACAGAGGGCCGAGGCUUGCUGGAAAGGGACCGCUGAACAGCAGGAGGUGGGUCCAUGUUGGAGGGGGGAAGCAUCUAACCCCCAUACCCCUUCCCACAGUUUCAUCUGCACCCGUGGCCUGAUGUACGGGGGGAGGGGCCUGAAGGGCUUCCUACUCAACAGGAAGCUGAAGGGAGGAGCUGAGGGUUCAAAGCGCCUGGGAGGCCCAGACCUGAUGCGGCUCAUCUUCUUCGACAGGUUGCCUUGCUGGAGCAAUCACGAUGGGCCUCCAAAGAAACUGCCCAAACGCUUCCACGGCAUGGUGGACACCUUCAACCAGUUCCUCCUUCGACACAAGAGGUUUUCUUACAUGGGCCUUCUGCAGAAAGCCUGCCCCGUGGCUGUCGGGCGAGCGGAAGACCUGAGCAGUCUACUGGCUCUGCACUGUUCGCCCUUCAGGGUUUACUGCUUUGUCCGGCAGUGCCUCUGCUGGGUGGUUCCUGAGGAGCUGUGGGGCUGUGCCCACAACCGGGUUCACUUCCUGUCUCGUGUGAAGGCCUUCCUGUCCAUGGGCAGGUUUGACCGACUCUCCCUCUCUGAACUGAUGUGGAAGAUGAAGGUGAAAGAGUGUAACUGGCUCAAGAUCAGUAAAACGGGCCGUGUGUUGGCGAGUGAGCACCGGUACCGGGAGAGGCUGCUGGGUCGGUUUCUGGCCUGGCUGCUGAAGGGGUACGUCGUGGGUCUGGUCCGGGCCCUGUUCUAUGUCACGGAGAGCGGUGGCCAGAAGAACAUCUUGCGCUUCUACAGGUCCAAGGUCUGGAACAGGCUACAGCAGCUGGGCUUCAGCAAGCUGCUUACAAAAGGGCAGUGGGAACCCCUGACUGCGGAGCAGGGGUCGGCCCUCCCCAAAACCACAGUAGUGUCCUGUCUGCGCUGCAUCCCCAAGCAGGACGGCCUGAGGCCUAUCGUCAGGGUUGUGAGGAUGGAUGCACAGGCACGGUGGUUCCAGGCUCGUGUGAAGGACCUGCAUGCCGUUCUGCGGGUGUGUGUUGAGGAAAGACCCUCCUGGCUGGGAGCCACGGUGUUUGGGGUUCAGGACAUACACAGGGUCCUGGGUCAGUUUGCGGCAGCACAGAAGGAUAAUCCCCAACCUCUUUAUUUUGUGAAGAUGGAUGUGAGUGGGGCCUAUGACAGCCUGCCCCAUGACAAGUUAAUGGAGGUGGUGUGUGAGGUCCUGUCUCCGGUCCUGGAUGAGGUGUUCUCAGUGCGCCGCUAUGCCCAGGUGUGGGCAGAUUCCAGCCAGACUUUGAGGAAGGUCUUCCGCCGUCAGGCAAAAACACUGGCCAACACGGAGCUGUCCAUGAAGGAAUUUGUGAUGGGCCUUCAGAGGGAGCGGAAGAUUCACAGUGCCAUAUUGGUGGAACAGAAUUUCUCAUCAAACAUAUGUGGCAGAGACGUCCUGGAAUUCUUCAAAGAGAUGCUCUCGAACUACAUCAUUCAGUUUGGAAAGGAAAUGUUCCGGCAGUGCCGUGGGAUCCCACAAGGGUCGGUGGUGUCUGCACUGCUGUGCUGCUUGUGCUACGGGCACAUGGAGAACGCUCUCCUGAGACCUCUGGUGGAUGGAGGAGGGUGCUUAAUGAGGUUGAUCGACGAUUUCCUGCUCAUCACUCCUGAUCUCGGGAAAGCACAGACCUUCCUCACGACUCUGCAAGGGGGUGUGGCGGAAUACGGUUGUUUUGUUAACCCUCAGAAGGUGGCAGUAAAUUUUCCCCUGGAGGACGGCUACCCAGAUGUCCAGGUGCUUCCCUCCAGAUCCUUGUUUCCGUGGUGCGGCCUCUUGGUGGACACUUCCACUCUGGACGUCUACACUGACUACUCCAGUUAUGCUGGCCUAUCACUGCGCAGUAGCCUGACCCUUGGCUCCACCCCACACGCCGGGCAGCAGAUGAAGAGGAAGCUUCUGUCGGUCCUCAGACUUAAGUGUCGUGCCAUUCUCCUUGAUUUGAAGAUGAACUCCCAGAAGGCCGUGUGUCAAAAUGUUUACAAGGUUGUACUGCUCCAGGCCUUCAGAUUUCAUGCAUGUGCCCAGAACCUGCCCUUUGGUCAGAAAGUGAAGAAAAAUCCUCGCUUCUUUUUGCUUAUGAUAUGGGAGAUGGCCAAGGUCACCAGCCUGCUCCUCAGGCAGAGCAACCAUGGAGUACACCUACCCGUGGACCUCUGCUAUGAAGCAGUGAAGCUAAUGUACUGCGUUUCCUUCCUCUAUGUUAUGGCCCGUCAUAAGUGCCUCUACAAGCGCCUCCACUCACACCUUCAGAAGUGCAAGGUCCACUUGGAGAGGAAGCUUGGAGGCCUGAAACUAGCCCUUGUCCAACGUACAUUCAUGCCUGUAAUCCCUGAAGACUUCAAACUCAUUAAUGUGUAGAGGAACUGCCCUUUCCACUGUGAAUCUAAACACCAAUUCUUACCUCUCUGAGAAUGCUUUCUUGUAUGGACGGAAAUCCAGCAGCCAUCUGAAAUCUUUAUAAAACCCUGUGUUGUGGAAGACUUGCAUUAAAGGUAUGAUAGGUAAGAUUUUUGUCUUAAAACAUUAUUACAAGACCAUUGUAAAUCCCUUCCUAUCGUUGAAAAAGGCUCACUGACAUGUUGACUCACCCUCUGCCUGUGUUUAUUGUCCUUAAAUUCGGGUUUCAAAAUAUGCAGUUGAUGGGCCGACACACUGGACCAAAACAUCGUAUAGCUGUACAAUAAUUCAAGCUCAUUAGUUGAAAAUUGGUUCUAAUUGCCAGAGCCAAUGGCUUUUCAACGUCAGCGCGUUCACAGAGAAGGGGUGGGAUAAACAGUGUUGUGGUUUGAGCGUGUUUAUUGCUGCAAUUCCUCUCUUGACUGUUAGAAGUCCGAAAUUACCUAUUGUACCUUUAAGUGUUCUGCAGGGACUGUGCAAGGAAAGGUUUACAUUGUUACACAUGCUUAUUAUUGAUUGCAUUUAUUGCACAAUAAGCCGGGUUCUACAACACUCCCAUGCAUCUUUUUGCCACAAUAUAUUUUGUCUGUUCUUGUAGAACUGAACUGAAUUGCUUGUAGAAAAUUUGUUUCAUGUAUGGUCAGCUGUGUAUGAAUUUCAGUGAACUUUGGUUAACAGAAUACAUCAUAAAACACAUUACAACAUCAACAAUACAUUAUAAAAUCUGAUGUGCAGUUCAUUGUUUUGAUCAUUCAGAGCUUUGUAUUCUGCCUUUGUAUGUUUUCAGCCAUGAAUUACAGUAUUUCCUUAUUCUGCA